CCCGCCCAAAGAGGUGAGGACGAUUCUCUGGCUCGGCCUCGCGGGGCUCCCGGCGCUCCUUCCUUCGGCCCCGGGACUUGGGCCUCCGCGGCCCAAUAUGUGUUAAAAUGCAUAUUUUAAAUAACAUCCAUCUUUGGAAUACCCUGUUCUGCAAAAUUGGAUCAUGAAGGUAAUGGGAAGAAUUUGUCUUUGGAUCUUGAUUUCGCUGUUUCAUUUGAUAGUGUAUGCUGCAGAACAUGAAGAUGUAGCAAAACAUGCAAUAAAGUUGCAUCGCGGGAAAGGAGCCGCUAUUACUCAAAGAAAACAAUGGGUUCUAGACAAUUGUAGAAAACUAUCCGGUCUUCUUCGACAAAAGAAUGUGGUUCUUAAUAAACUAAAAAAUGCAAUUAGAGCAGUGGAAAAGAAUUCUGGAUUAUCAGAUGAAGAGAAACUCUUUCAGGUGCAUACAUUUGAAAUUUUCCAAAAGGAAUUGAAUGAAAGUGAGAAUUCAGUCUUUCAAGCUAUCCAUGGACUCCAAAGAGCCCUUCAAGGAGAUUACAAAGAUGUUGUAAACAUGAAAGAAAGUAGCAGACAGCGACUGGAAGCUUUGAGGGAAGCUGCAAUAAAGGAAGAAACAGAAUAUGUUGAGCUGCUGGCAGCAGAAAAACAUCAAGUUGAAGCCCUUAAAAAUAUUCAACAUCAAAAUAAAAGUCUAUCUAUGCUUGAUGAAAUUCUUGAAGAUGUAAGAAAGGCAGCAGAUCGUUUAGAGGAAGAAAUAGAAGAACAUGCUUUUGAUGACAAUAAGUCAGUAAGAGGGGUCAAUUUUGAGGCAGUUUUGAGAGUAGAAGAGGAGGAGGCCAAUUCUAAGAGAAAUCUAUCAAAACAUGAAAUAGAAGAUAAUUUAGGUCUUAGUAUGCUGAUUGACUCCCAAAACAAUCAAUAUAUAUUGACUAAACCCAGAGAUUCAACAAUUCCUCGAGCAGAUCACCACUUUAUAAAGGACAUUGUUACCAUAGGAAUGUUAUCUUUACCAUGUGGUUGGCUGUGUACAAUGAUAGGAUUACCGACAAUGUUUGGUUAUAUUAUUUGUGGUGUACUACUGGGACCCUCAGGAGUAAACAGUAUUAAGUCUAUUGUGCAAGUGGAGACCUUAGGAGAAUUUGGUGUAUUCUUUACUUUGUUUCUUGUGGGCUUGGAGUUUUCCCCUGAAAAGUUGAGAAAGGUAUGGAAGAUCUCCUUGCAAGGCUCAUGCUAUAUGACAUUCCUAAUGAUUUCAUUUGGCUUAUUGUGGGGACACUUUUUACAAAUCAGACCAACACAAAGUGUUUUUAUUUCUACUUGUUUAUCCUUAUCAAGCACACCCUUGGUGUCCAGAUUCCUUGUUGGUAGUGCCCGGGGUGAUAAAGAAGGUGAUAUUGACUACAGCAGUGUGCUUCUUGGCAUGCUAGUAAUGCAAGAUGUACAGCUUGGAUUAUUCAUAGCUAUUUUGCCAACUCUUAUACAAGCAGGAGCUAAUACAUAUUCCAGCAUUUUCCUGGAAAUACUGAGAAUACUGAUACUGAUUGGUCAAAUCCUCGUUUCUCUGGUUACUGUUUUUCUUAUAUGUCUUGUUAUAAAGACUUAUCUUAUAGGCCCAUACUAUCGAAAGCUGCAUGUGGAGAGCAAAGGAAAUAAAGAAAUCCUUGUUUUAGGAAUAUCAGCCUUCAUCUUUCUAAUGUUAACGAUUACGGAACUUCUUGAUGUUUCAAUGGAAUUGGGGUGCUUUUUGGCUGGAGCAUUGAUUUCUUCUCAAGGUCAUAUGGUUACUGAAGAAAUUAUGUCCUAUGUUGAACCUAUACGGGACUUUUUGGCCAUCAUUUUCUUUGCAUCUAUAGGUCUUCAUGUUUUUCCCACAUUUGUAAUAUAUGAACUCACUGUUUUGAUGUUCCUUACCUUAUCAGUGGUAAUAAUGAAGUUUGUUUUGGCAGUACUUGUCUUAUCCCUUAUUCUGCCAAAGAAUAGUCAGUACAUCAAAUGGAUUGUCUCAGCCGGACUGGCACAAGUCAGUGAGUUUUCUUUUGUUCUGGGAAGUAGAGCACGAAGAGCAGGAAUCAUCUCACGAGAGGUCUACCUUCUUAUAUUGAGUGUAACUACUUUAAGUCUUUUACUUGCCCCAGCAUUAUGGAAAGCUGCAAUUAUGAAAUGUUUGCCAAGACCAGAGCGACGAUUAAGUACUUGAAAACAAAAGCAUUCAUCUCAGAAUUUACAUUACUUUGCAAAAAUAACAAAUCCAAAUAUCUUCGCAGGAAUUUGUGAUAUACCUUCUUAUGAGCCUUACAUAUAUUUUAAAGUAAUACAGACUAUUUUAAAUUAUUAAUGUUUUGAUGUUUGCACAGCUUACUAAAUAUGCUUUGUCAUGUUUUAGAAUCUUCUAAAAUAACUCAUUUAGAUUCAAUUAUGCACAGUAGGAUUGCUUUGAAAAUAAUGCAUCAUGCAAAUCGCCUUGACUAUUUUGCCUGGAUGUGCCUUUUCCCCAAUUUUAUUCAUAUCUUCUUUUGUUAAUUGAUCUAUUUAUUUACCUUUUUUGGUAGAAAACAAAAAUUAAAAUGUCUUAUUUAAUGGUGCCUGUGGUACCUUGUUAAAAUAGCUGUUUAUGUCAUUUCUAGAUUUGUCAUCUGUAGAUCAAGCAUUUAUCAUUAAAACAAGUGGUGUGAAUGUAUUUCAUGCAAAUUUUGGUAGCUUAAUUUUAAUGUUUAAAAUGCUCAAAACUUGUGUUCUAAAAUGAGGUGACUAUUUCAUAGUGCCUAUUUGCUUUUUUUAUUUUACCUCCUUUAAAUACUCAUUUUAAUAUUACUGCAUUAUUUUUAAAAAUGUGUUUGAGCUUUCAAUUGUAUUUUGCAUACAUUUCUUCAGUAAAAGCAAUCUUUGAUUAAGGUACAAUGUUCUUGAACAUUUUUUUUUUGAAAUUUUGAUUUACAGAUUAAAUUCUGAUGCUGAGUAAAUCUCUACACACUCUUUUAUCAAUUUAAAUACUUUGUUUACAUGUUCUAUAUUAUUCACUAAGAGGUCAGAUUUUUAGAUUUUUUGCUUUUUAGAAUGUCCAACUUCUAGCUAUGUGGACAAGAAAAAUUUCUUUUAUAUGCUCUAUUUUAAGAAAUUACAUGUGAGAAAAUCUGAACUUACAAAUUGACAAGCUAGAUAGUGAAAGUUUUAUUACAAGAAAAUAAUUUGCUUUGCAAAAUGGUUUAUCUCUUAAAUGGUGGAAUUGCCCUUCCUAGAAGCAAAUUACAAAUGAGGAUCUCAUACAGGAGAAAAAAAUUAUAUAAAUUUCAUUAGUAGCCAAUAAGUUAAAAGUUUAUCAAUAGUGGACAUGAAAACAUCUUUAUGUUAUUUGUCAACAAAACAGACUAAAUUUAUAAGAAUUUUCAAAUUCAAAGGAAUAUUUUAAAAAUAUGUAUAUUUCAGAAAGUAAACUGCAUCUACAUUUGUUUACAAUAAACUUGACAGACAUUCCAAAUAUUUCCCUGUUUACCUAUUCAUGUUUCUGGUAAAGCAACAUGUGAGUAAUAUAAAUGGGACUAGUUUUACCUAUUGGCAAUUAUAAAGGUGUUAUCUAGAAAACUGGCCGAUGUCAUACCAGUUUUAAAAGUAUAUUUAUAUGAGAAAUCCUAUAAAGAAUCUCAUGUUAUAGCAAGUGUAAAUAAAUAAGUUAGUUACCUGGAACUUUUUGAUAUGCAAAGAUACAUUAAAUGAAUGAAAUGAAUAACAUGAGCUAUUAUGGUAUUUGAGAAACCUAAGAUUUCAGCAGCUUUUCAAAUAGCUAGAACCAACAGUAAUUUAUGGCUCACCAACUUUUUAAAAUAAAACUUCUGAUUGCACCUCUACUUAUGCAAUAACUUACAAUUGUUUUAAAAAAAAGUAUACUUUUUUUUUUGGCUAAAAUAUUUUAAAAGCAUUAGGGAUUCUGACCCUUUAAAGGAAUUGUAUUAUUUUUUUUUUUUGAAGAAUUGUUUUAAAGAGUGAAUAGUCAGUGCUGAUUUUUUUGUAAAUCCAGAUUUGUAUAUAUUAAAUUUGCUUAUAGUUGGCCAGCCUUUUCUUCUCCCAAUAAAAAUUAGUAUUACUUACAUACUUUUUGAAAAAGUAACAGGAUUAUUCUUUUUUCUUUCUUACUUUUUUUUUUUUUUAGUUUUUGGGAUUAAAAUAUAGAAAUAUUGAAGUACUUUAAUAAUUUUACAGUGUUAAUUUUGUACAAAUUUAGAUCUGCUUUCACAGAUUAUGAAAGCCACUUUAAUAUAAGUGAAAAGUGACAUCAGAUUCUUCAUUUUUAAAAAUAUUUGUGCUGUUUUAGUGCUAAUUUAUUUAAAAAACAAAGCUUUGCAGUGUUCUGCUUUUUAAUUUGUUCUAGAAGGAGUAUGCUAAUUGGAUUUAGUUUUGACAAAUUUAAAUGACUUCUUUUUAGACAGUUAAGAAUUCAUUUAAACAAUAUAUUAAAAUUUUAAAGGCACUGUUAUUUUGUCAUUAAAUAUCUUUGUGCAAAAGGUUAUGUAGAAAUAUAGGCUUUUCAUGUGUACUUAGGAUUUCUUGUUAAAAAAAAGUCUAAAACAUAAAUUCUGUCUGAGUCUGAGGAUUCUAUAAUAAAUUUGUUUAAAGAAAAAUCUUGAAAA
This is a messenger RNA of Antechinus flavipes (yellow-footed antechinus), 4622 nucleotides long. RefSeq names its product transmembrane and coiled-coil domains 3 (gene SLC9D1). Gene Ontology annotation, cellular component: membrane. Gene Ontology annotation, molecular function: potassium:proton antiporter activity. The record is from RefSeq and is a predicted model, not a curated record. Gene Ontology annotation, biological process: potassium ion transmembrane transport; proton transmembrane transport. Lineage: Eukaryota; Metazoa; Chordata; Mammalia; Dasyuromorphia; Dasyuridae. The transcript is spliced from 13 exons. Bases 164 to 2197 code for a protein of 677 amino acids.